AUGUCCUCCGCGAUCUCCCUCAACUUCCCCCAGCGUUUGCACAUCGCAGGAGAGGUGCUGUCCGGCUCCGUCAACCUCGAUCUCGCGGCCGCGCAGGAGGAUGACAUCGAGAACAUCAUCGUCAAGUUCAGGGGUUCGAUCCAGACUAUGAUUAGGCGUACGAUCGGCCAGGAGACGAGAGUCUACCGCUCGAACACGUCCGUGCUCAACACGGACAUACCUCUAUGGCAGCGCGGCCAGCCUGGGAGCGGCACGAUAACCCUCCCGUUCAACUUCCAGCUCCUGCCCAACCUCCCGCCGUCGUACCACGUCAUGCGCUUCGACAAGCAGGGCACUAUCACGUACUACCUCGAGGUCGUCGGCGAGAGGCCCGGCUUGCACUUCAACCGCCGCAUUCGAUCCGUCAUCGCGCUCAUACCCGGCGGAUGGCCCGCGAACGUGCAGAUACGUCAGGGCCUGCUCAGCGGCUGGGGCCCCAACAUGCCGUGGAAGGCGCAUACGCAUAUGGAUUCCAUACGCCAGGGUAUAUGGGGAGACCACUCGCAAGUCCGAGUUGAGCUCCGCCUGCCGGACAUCGCUGCCUUCCCGUACGGCACGCCCAUCCCCGUCCGCCUCGACGUCGUGACGACCACCAAGCCGCUCAAGCAAGACGACAUUCCGGACGAGAACGACGACAAGGCGCUCUUUCCCGCCCCGCCCACGGCUCCCGCCUUGAUCACGUUCCGCGUCGACCGCCACACCCAGCUCGCCGCGAGACACGUCCUCGGCACCACGCGCGAGACGGUCUCGGACGAGUUCGACAACUUGGCCGGGUUCGGGGAGGACGACCCGAGCGGGGGCAGCGUGCGCUGCUGGCAGGACCCACCGAUCUGGGCCGCGGCUCCGAAAGAGGAGCAUCAUCACCGCUCGCUCUUCCACCACCGCGACAAGGAGGGAGGGGACGAGAAGCGGGUCUGCACGCGCGCGACGCAUUUCGAGACGGUCGUCCAGUUCACGUUUCCACCCAACUUCCAGACGGAGCACAUCACGACGACGCAUACCUUGCAUGUAUGCGUCCCGUUCCCUGGCAUCGGUAACGACUUGAAGCUCGAUAUACCCAUCAACAUCGUGUCCGGAUACGUGCCGCAAACGCAGCCGAUGCAGCAAUAUCAGCCAGCGGCCGCGAUGAAUCUGCCUCCUGCGUACUGGUCUGCGGAGGACCACGAGUUCGACGAAAAGGAUUAG
Messenger RNA from Punctularia strigosozonata HHB-11173 SS5, 1224 nucleotides. RefSeq lists its product as uncharacterized. The transcript is spliced from 5 exons. Gene Ontology annotation, molecular function: protein-macromolecule adaptor activity; ubiquitin protein ligase binding. Gene Ontology annotation, cellular component: cytosol; plasma membrane; cytoplasm. Gene Ontology annotation, biological process: ubiquitin-dependent endocytosis. The record is from RefSeq and is a predicted model, not a curated record. Lineage: Eukaryota; Fungi; Basidiomycota; Agaricomycetes; Corticiales; Punctulariaceae. The coding region runs from base 1 to 1224 and encodes 407 amino acids.